ACCUCAAAAUCUACCGCUCGACCCUCAGCAUCGAAUUUGAGUACGUUGGGGGCAGCCAUGACAGCAGUAGCAGGAGCAGUAAGAGUGGCGCGACUCGACAGGGCGGCGCGGCUAGGCAGGGCGGCUCGGCUAGGCAGGGCGGCGCGGUUCGGCGGUGCGCUUACCAGGGGCGGGUGGGUAGGGAGGCCGCUACUGGUGGGGCAGGGCUGUGGUGCGCCGGCAGGGUCGGGGCCGCAACUGGGCGGCAGGUCAGGGCCGCGGCUCGGCUGCAGGGCAGGGCCGGGGCAGAAGCAACGGCAGCGGCGGCGGCGGCUCGUCACACCGGCGGAGGCAGCCUCGGCGGCGGCGGCAGGGACAGCAGCUGCUGCAGGGCUCCUCGGCUGCUGCUGCAGGUGGAGGCCGCGACCGGCGAGAGGGGCAGGGCGGGCGGCGGGUCGACGAGCGGAGCAGAGGAGGGCCGCGCCGAAGGCAGGGCAGGCCGCGACAGGCGACGGGGCGGGGCCGCGAAGGGGCCGCAAAGGGCCGUGAAGGGGCCUCGAAGAGCCGCGAAGGGGGGCCGCGAAGGGCCGUGA
Messenger RNA from Closterium sp. Naga37s-1, 572 nucleotides. The record is from the annotation of a GenBank genome assembly. Lineage: Eukaryota; Viridiplantae; Streptophyta; Zygnematophyceae; Desmidiales; Closteriaceae.